GGCGACUUCCUGCAUUGCCUCUGCGCGUGCGCACUGCUCUGCUUUGUUGUUUCGGCGAAGAUGGCGCUGAGCAAAACAUUUGGACCAAAACCGCUAAAAUUUCAGCUGGAGGAGGAUGGGGACUUUUAUAUGAUCGGGUCGGAGGUGGGAAACUACUUGCGCAUGUUCCGGGGCUCCUUGUACAAGAGGUAUCCAUCACUUUGGCGGAGGCUCGCUUCUGUGGAGGAGAGGAAGAAGAUAGUGGCCUCAUCGCACGAUCAUGGUUACACAACUUUAGCCACCAGUGUGACACUGCUGAAGGCGUCUGAAGUGGAGGAAAUCUUUGAGGGGAACGAUGAGAAGUACAAGGCCGUGUCCAUCAGCACGGAGCCCCCAGCCUACCUCAGGGAACAGAAGGCCAAGCGGAACAGCCAGUGGGUUCCCACCCUCCCCAACAGUUCACACCACCUGGACGCGGUUCCCUGCUCCACCACCAUCAACCGCAACCGCAUGGGUCGUGACAAGAAGAGGACCUUCCCGCUUUGCUUCGACGAUCACGAUCCGGCUGUGAUCCACGAGAAUGCCAGUCAGCCCGAGGUCCUGGUACCGAUCCGGCUAGACAUGGAGAUCGACGGGCAGAAGCUCAGGGACGCAUUCACGUGGAACAUGAACGAGAAGCUCAUGACCCCAGAAAUGUUUGCGGAGAUCCUCUGCGAUGACCUGGACCUGAACCCACUGACCUUUGUCCCCGCCAUCGCUUCGGCCAUCCGGCAGCAGAUUGAGUCCUACCCCACAGAUAGCAUCUUGGAUGACCAGACCGACCAGAGGGUCAUCAUUAAGCUCAACAUCCACGUGGGGAACAUCUCCCUAGUGGACCAGUUUGAAUGGGACAUGUCAGAGAAGGAGAACUCCCCAGAGACCUUCGCCCUGAAACUGUGCUCAGAGCUGGGCCUGGGAGGCGAGUUUGUCACCACCAUCGCGUACAGCAUCCGCGGCCAACUCAGCUGGCACCAGAGGACGUACGCCUUCAGGUCUGAUUUCAGUGAGAACCCCCUGCCCACUGUGGAGAUCGCUAUCCGAAACACAGGCGAUGCCGACCAGUGGUGCCCCUUGCUGGAGACGCUGACAGACGCAGAGAUGGAAAAGAAGAUCAGGGAUCAGGACAGGAAUACCAGACGCAUGCGGCGACUCGCCAACACAGCUCCAGCCUGGUGAGAUGUCAAAGGGGUCCUACGUGACGCUCCGGCCAGUUAUCGAGCUUCCGGAAUUUCCGAGAGGACGUGGACUGAUGGAACUUGUUUUGAGUUGGGCUGUGGUGCCAUCAGCCACGGGAGACCUUCCUUGACCGGGUGGCAGCAACCGACCUCUCUGACCUCCGUCGUCCCACCUCUGAGCUCCACACCGCCCAUCCCUCGGACCAUUGUCCUCCCUAUCCUCGCCUGGACUCAGACUGGCACCACUGACUGAGGCCUGUGUUGCCACCUUCUCUCCGACAUCCUUUCAGCCUUGGAACUCAACUGUCCAACACUCACACAGCCAGAAAAGCCCUGAGUCCUGUGAAGUAUAUAAUGUUGUAGUGUUACUUGGUUGUUUAUGGUGGUUGUUAUAGGUGCUGAAAGCAUUUUUGUUUUUUUUAUAAAAAAACAAAAAAUAAAGUCCACG
Messenger RNA from Scleropages formosus (Asian bonytongue), 1641 nucleotides. Its product is annotated as SWI/SNF-related matrix-associated actin-dependent regulator of chromatin subfamily B member 1-A. NCBI's taxonomy places the organism in Eukaryota, Metazoa, Chordata, Actinopteri, Osteoglossiformes, Osteoglossidae. Bases 61 to 1194 code for a protein of 377 amino acids. The record is from RefSeq and is a predicted model, not a curated record. Gene Ontology annotation, cellular component: nuclear chromosome. The transcript is spliced from 10 exons. Gene Ontology annotation, biological process: chromatin remodeling.